Messenger RNA from Tuber aestivum (summer truffle), 1970 nucleotides. NCBI's taxonomy places the organism in Eukaryota, Fungi, Ascomycota, Pezizomycetes, Pezizales, Tuberaceae. The record is from the annotation of a GenBank genome assembly.
CCUUCCCGGAACAUCUAGGUCUACUUACUGUGCAGGAGGAAACACAAAAGGGAUCACUAGCCCCCGCUCGCAGCAGCAUCCCUCCUCAUUCAUUCCCUCCCCUCUUAUUCCCUCCCUCGCUUCACCAACUAUGCUCGCUCUGAAACGUCUGUCAACUUCCCGCACGACCUCCGUGACUCGCGGGUAUUCCACCUCCUCCGGAUACACUUCCACUGCGAAGAAUUUGCUCAUUAAUGCUGAAACUAAGGUUAUCUUUCAAGGUUUGUACACCCAUAACCUCUCUAGGGGAGGGAGAAAGGUUUGGGGGGGAGGGGGAAACUAUGCUGAUGUAUUAUGUACAGGGUUUACCGGAAAACAAGGAACGUAUGUUUAAUCCUCGGAUGGUCGUGUUGGUGAUGGUAGAAGUCGGAUGGGUGUAAGAGGGGCGGUUGACGGAGGUGGGAGGGUGUUUUUAGGUUUCAUGCGCAGCAAGCGAUUGAGUACGGUACGAAGGUUGUCGGUGGAAUUAGUCCCAAUAAGGCUGGAAGUAGGCAUUUGGACCGUCCAGUUUUUCGUACUGUGAGGGAUGCUAUCAGCGAGGUUGGAGGUAUGUUUUUUUUCCUUUCAGGAUUCCUGCCAGUGUUAUGUGGACGGGGAAUUUAUUCUAGUGUAGCCGAUGCAAGUGCUAUAUUCGUUCCGCCUCCGGUCGCAGCAAAGUCUAUAGAGGAGGCGAUCGAGGCAGAGGUCAAGCUUGUUGUUUGGUGAGUGUUUGAGUGGGUCCCCUGGGUUUUGUGCUUGGGAUGGCAUUGAUGGAGGUUAGUAUCACCGAAGGGAUUCCUCAGAAUGACAUGGUCCGGGUUGUGGAUAUGUUGAAGGCGCAGAAUAAGACUAGGUUCGUUAUAUGGCUUGCGGCGGGGAGGAAGCAAGACUGAUAGUGGGAUAGAUUGGUGGGACCGAACUGCCCUGGAAUCAUUGUAUGUCUACCUAGCACCGAUAUUUGGGGAGGGAGAACCUUUUCUGAUAGCGGUGUAGUCCCCAGGCCAGUGCAAAAUUGGAAUUAUGCCAGGUUUCAUCCACAAGAGAGGCAGAAUCGGUAUUGUCUCGAGAUCUGGGACUCUUACUUACGAGGCUGUAAACCAAACCACCCAGGUUGGACUUGGCCAGAGCUUGGUUAUUGGGUGCACAUCUCCCCUUUGAGCCAGCACAACGAAGGCUGAUUACGGGAUUUAGUAUCGGAGGUGAUCCCUUCUCCGGGACCUCUUUCACUGACGCCUUGAGUGUUUUCCUGGAAGAUGAUGGAACCGAUGGUAUUACUUUAUAGAUAGUUUGUGUUAGGGUGACGCUAACAAGUUAUAGGAAUCAUUAUGAUCGGUGAAAUCGGGGGCUCUGCAGAAGAAGAUGCUGCUGAUUACCUGAAAGCCAACAACACCAAGAAUAAGCCAAUCGUAUCAUUCAUCGCCGGUAUCUCUGCGCCCCCAGGAAGGCGGAUGGGUCACGCCGGUAUGUUUUCUCCCUCUCUCCCUCUCUCCCCCCUACCCCAUAACCCGACUCAUUGUUCCUUCUAGGUGCCAUCGUCAGUGGCGGCAAGGGAGGAGCCGAGUCCAAGAUUUCGGCGCUCGAGGGUGCUGGUGCCAUUGUCGAGCGUAGCCCCGCUGCCCUGGGAAAGAGUCUAUACGAACAAUUUGUGAAGCGAGACUUGUUGUGAAUUGAGAUAGGGCGGUAAUCCUUAUGUUAUAGAGAUGUUUGGAAUUUGGAAGGGCGGGGAAACUGCCUAUUUGUAACCUAAUGGUAGCAAAAUAUGCCCGUUAUCCUAGGGCGAUCUGAAUGCUGGUCAUGGGAUAUCACUCGGGGACUUUUUGGAUUUUGUGUUCAACUUAUCCACUCUGCAGGCUAGCCUCUUUUCGCAACCAGUUCCCUUCACCACUUGCCCCUUUCCCACCACUCCUUUCGUCGUUGAACCUGAUAGCGCCAGUGAGCGUAGGAGAGAGAGA